This is a messenger RNA of Phlebotomus papatasi, 532 nucleotides long. RefSeq names its product ubiquitin-like protein 4A. Gene Ontology annotation, biological process: post-translational protein targeting to endoplasmic reticulum membrane. Gene Ontology annotation, molecular function: protein binding. The record is from RefSeq and is a predicted model, not a curated record. NCBI's taxonomy places the organism in Eukaryota, Metazoa, Arthropoda, Insecta, Diptera, Psychodidae. The transcript is spliced from 2 exons. Bases 113 to 511 code for a protein of 132 amino acids.
CGCCAACUACGCUGUCAGUGCAACUUCCUGUUUUCGUUUUGCACGUCAGUUUUUUUGUUUGGACUUGGUCCAUGAAUUCCAGAAAUCCCCAAGAGAAUCAACAGAGGACACGAUGAAGGUGACGGUGAAGCAACUCCAAGGAACAGGAUGUGACAUUGAGAUCUCUGAACAAGCCCUUGUCCAGGAUCUUAAAGUAAAAAUUGCCGAGAGCAUGAAUGUUCCAGUAACUCAUCAGAAAGUCCUCCGAAUGGGAGUGGCUUUAGUAAAUAAUCGCACACUGAAAUCCUAUGAUAUCAAGGAUGGAACAAAAUUGAUGUUGCUGAUGAAGAAGCCAGACACCCUUGAGGAAGCCAUUCACAGAAGUUUCCUGAAAUUUUACACUACUGAACAGGCAGACAGGCUCACAAAGGCCUUCAUGGAGGAUUUCUCGAAGCGAAUGUCCCAGCUCAGUCUUGACGAUAUUGAACAAAUGGCUUCAAUGUAUCUGCAGCAGCAAAAAGCUCCUCAAUAAAUCUCUCUCUGACAAAAAAAA